This is a messenger RNA of Acyrthosiphon pisum (pea aphid), 1596 nucleotides long. Its product is annotated as nuclear pore complex protein Nup154. The transcript is spliced from 8 exons. The record is from RefSeq and is a predicted model, not a curated record. Gene Ontology annotation, cellular component: nuclear pore inner ring; nuclear pore. Lineage: Eukaryota; Metazoa; Arthropoda; Insecta; Hemiptera; Aphididae. Gene Ontology annotation, molecular function: structural constituent of nuclear pore. Gene Ontology annotation, biological process: RNA export from nucleus; protein localization to nuclear inner membrane; transcription-dependent tethering of RNA polymerase II gene DNA at nuclear periphery. The coding region runs from base 78 to 1139 and encodes 353 amino acids.
ACUUACAAUAUUAAUAUAUUUGUUAUAAACAGAUUUCUGAACUGAUAAAAUUGUGUAUCUCCUGUGAUGAUGAAAUCAUGCACACUGUAGUGUAUAGAUGGAUGAUAGAUAAAAAAUUAAUAAAAGAAAUAAUUGAAAUGGGAAAUCAUAGUUUGGAAAAGUUUUUAUUGACUCAGUCCCGGUCUGAUGAAAACAAUAACUAUAUCAAAGAUGUACUCUGUAGAUAUUAUGAGUAUAAUGGAAAUUAUAAUGAGGCAGCUGAAGUUCUGGCAUCAUUGGCUAAAAGACCAGAGAGUGGAUUAACUUUAAGCGAUCGUCUUAUGUAUUUGGGCCGAGCUAUGGCAUGUUUACGCAGUAAAAAGUUGAGUACACCAGCCUUGAAUGUUACCAGUCUCAGAGAUGUUGAAGACUUGUUACAAGUAGCUGAAAUACAGAAAAUGGUAUUGGAUUUAUUGUUGUCUAGUCAAAUUGAUGGAAGAACUGAUAUUAUUGAUAAGCUAAAUAGCUGUCUGUUUACAUUAGGCGAACUUUACAGUAAUUUUGCAGAACCGCAUAGUCUAUGGGAAGCUCAGCUGGCAAUAUUACAACUUUCCAAUCACGAUGAUCGUGAACUAGUCAAUCAGAUUUGGGAAAAUAUUUUACUAAAAGUUGUGGAAGAUUGUGGAGAUAUUGGUGAACACAAUAAAAUGACCAUUGCUCUCGAAAAAAUAAAGUCAUUGGCUAGUUCGCAUCCAAUUAAUUCAUCUACAUUUGACUUGGAGUAUGUAACGACAAUGUUAGAAUAUUUGAACUGUAACUUGGGUGGAGAUUUGGAAUCUGUGUACACAACUAUGUUAACUAUUGGUGCUCCUAUGGAGUCUUUAGUAGCAAUUUAUAAAAAAAUUUAUUCUACUAAUGAUCCACGGUGGCAAAAGACAAGUGAGCUGCAUGUAUUGGAAGUUAUCAUGAGUUUGGCCCGGUAUUAUUUACAAAAUGUUGAUCUAUGGCCAUCAGGAAUGCAAAGGAGAUCUAUUGCUGUUAACUUAUUCGAUUUGUUAGUAAUUUGUCAAAACAUGUUGUAUAGCCGUUUUGCACAUAGUCCACUAAUCGAAGGUGUCAUCGCAAUCAAAAAUGAACUUGACAACAUCAUUAAAAACUGACUUAGCAACAAACUUGAUUUUUAAACAUUUUUCAUGAGUCAAUUAUUAAUAUAUCGUAAAUUCUGUAUUUAUUUCAAAAGUUCAAUGUAAUAUUUGUAUGUAUUUUAAGCAGUUUACUUCAAGGCUAUCAUUAAUUAAUACUUUUGUUAAUUAUGUUGUAUUUUAUGAUUUCAUGUUAUAUCAACAGUUUGAUUGUUUCAGAGUUAACUUGAUAUUUUAUCGAAACUGUCUGUACAAUAACAAUUAUUAUGUUGAAAGAUACCAAGUUAGUGUUAUUAUAAUUGUAAUAUUAAACGAGAUUCCCUAUAAAUAAUACAACUGAAGGAACAUAUCAAUAGACAUUUGUAUAAAGAAUACAAUUAGGGGAAUUUAUGAAUUACUUUUUUUUAUGUGCUUAUAUAAUAUCUUUUAUAUUUUAUCAAUAAUGUUUACAUAUUAAAGUUUCAUUUAAGAAAAA